Molecule: messenger RNA, 1513 nt
Organism: Diachasma alloeum
Lineage: Eukaryota; Metazoa; Arthropoda; Insecta; Hymenoptera; Braconidae
Product: mitochondrial tRNA-specific 2-thiouridylase 1
Exons: 8
Coding region: 286-1488 (400 amino acids)
Biological process (GO): tRNA wobble position uridine thiolation
Cellular component (GO): mitochondrion
Molecular function (GO): sulfurtransferase activity
Source: RefSeq, a predicted model, not a curated record
UGGACUUUUUUUGAGGCAUAAACAUCCACUAAAUACAAUUAUUUUUAUCAUUUUGCAUUGUUAUUCAAAAGAUAAUUCAAGAAAUCAUCAUUUAUACGUUUUAUUUGAGAUUUUUAGAGAAAUAAAAUUGUUCUGUUGUCAUUUCGUGCGAUGGGAAAAGAGGAAUCUAGGGGGUUCCAGGAACAAUUGAGCGAUUCAUCAUUCAUAGCAUUUAUGAAUGAAAGAUUCAAAGCUUUGGGAAAAAUAAAAUUAUUCAACAGUCAUUUUGUGUGAAACUGAAUAAUAAUGUUUAGAAAUAUUGUGGUUGGGUUGUCUGGUGGUGUUGACAGUGCUGUUGCCGCAUUAUUAUUAAAACGUAAAGGAUUCAACGUGACCGCAGUGUUUUUGAGGAAUUGGGACACUGCAGACGAGACUGGGAAGUGUCUCGCUGAUGAGGAUUACAAAGAUGCUGAGUAUGUCGCUAGGAAGAUUAAUAUUCCUCUUGUGGAGGUGAAUUUCGUCAAGGAGUACUGGCACGAGGUGUUCACGUACCUUCUGGAGAGCUACGAGAGUGGAUGCACUCCAAACCCUGACAUAAUGUGCAACAAAAACAUAAAAUUCAAAAAAUUUUACGAUUUCGCGAGGGAAAACUUGAAGGCUGAUGCCAUUGCCACUGGACAUUACGCGAUAUCAUCAUUCGGUCCUUAUCUGGAGGAUUAUAAACCAGGCGCCAAGAUGAAAUUGCUGCAUGCAGUCGACCGGAAGAAGGACCAGACAUUCUUUCUGUCUCAAGUGAGCCAGGAGUCCCUCCAGAGGUGCAUGUUCCCUGUCGGGGGAUUGCUGAAGUCAGAUGUGAAGAAAUUAGCGAUUGAAGCUGAUCUAAGGGCAAUUGCACAGAAACCUGAGAGCAUGGGAAUUUGCUUCAUUGGAACGAGAACUUUUCAGAAUUUUAUUCCACACUAUUUGGAGAAUAAACCUGGGAAUUUUGUGAAUUACGACACGGGGGAGGUGGUUGCCCAGCAUCAGGGGAUCCACUAUUGGACGUUGGGUCAGAGGUGUCGAAUUGCAGGGGCCUAUGAGAAAUUCUUUGUCUUAAGGAAGGAUGUCAAGACCAAUGACAUUUUGGUUGUCCCAGGAACAGAUCACCCAGCAUUGUUCUCGAGAAUUCUCGUCACCUCGAAGCCCCACUGGAUUCGUGAAGAGCCAGAGCAAUUGAUCGACAGUUGGACAAUCCUCAACUGUGAAUAUCGGUUCCAACGUAACGAGAAGCUCUGUCCAUGUAUAGUUUACAAAUCGUUGAGUGAUAAAUUGAUAAUCAUUUCGGAGAGGGAGAAGAGAGCGAUAUCCCCAGGACAAUUCGUCGUUUUGUACUUGAACGACGAGUGUCUGGGAAGUGCCCCCAUUGUCCACACAGGACCAUCUCUCCACAGCCUCGGCGCGACUCGAGCCUCAUCAGACAGUGAGGAUAGCGAUGGAUUCCUCGAGGCGAGCAUCAACAGUGUGAACUAAAAUAAAUAACUUUAAUAAAAUUGUA